AUUAUUACUUAGUUUCUUAUCAAUCGACCAAGACGGUUGAGAUAGUGAGGUCAAAAUGUCGGUCUCCUAAAUAAUAUGUUUACUUAUAAUUUUUCGUAAAACACGCGUAAUUCGGGUGCAAAUAGUCGUGUGUUAGAACUGCCUCCAAAAUGUGGUUAAAAGUGAUAUUGCUUUCCGUUUUCGGAUUCACCAGCUCGCUGACCACCUCAUUCGACCUGGGCGGGGUGCUAUCAGGAAACCGUAUGGCAGGAGUUCCCCUGGGCCGUUCCCUGGGCAACGGGGAGCUGGACGUGGAGGGCAUAUGCACAGCGCCCGGCGUCGCCUGCGCGAAUUGUACCCUGGCUGUCACUUGUGUACCCCUGCCUGUGGGGUACUUGAAGGUGCCUCUACAAUCCUGCAAUAAUGGUCAAACCUGCGACGCUCGCCUCGGCCAGUGCUCGGACACGCCAGUGCCAGAGUGCCAGAAGGACAGUCAGGAGUACGAACAUACCUGUGAACAAGUGGGCAUAUUCCCGGACGCGCACGACUGCAGGAAGUUCCAUCUAUGCUCUCCGCCUGAGGGUUCGCCCUUCGGUAGACCGGCAGACCACAGGACUGCGUUGUGUCCACGACACUUCGGGUACGAUCCCCGAACGGCACAGUGCUCGGUGAAACUAGAAAAGGGGCAAUGUAGCGAGAAACCUGUGCCAGACUGUCUCUUCGUGGGCCAGAACGGACCCCUGCCAUCCAGCCCAAACCACUACUAUGUCUGCCUACUGAAAAAGGACCAACUUUACCCCCAGGUGUUCCUCUGUCCCCACGGCUGGUACUAUUGGAGCGAGUUCUGUCACCCUGAACCAAAAGUUGAUGAAAGCACAACUCCUGGUGGCCUCACCGAUUUACGAAUUGCUGCAACAGAAGAAAUUCCUACAACUACAGAAGUAAAGAAAGAAGUCAAAGAAGCUAAAGAAGUCAAAGAUGAAGCUAUUCCCAGUUGGAUAGACACUUUCUUCUCUACAGAAAAGGCUACGACUUACAAAGCUGACGCGUUCCUAGCUGAUAAGUAUGACUUAAUGAACUAUGAAAGUACGGACGAACUGAUGCCACCUUCCUACGAUUUUGGGAACGUGUAUGAAAGAAGUGAAGAAGAAUUUUGGUAAGAUUUUAUAUCUGAAAAACAACUCACAUUGGUUCUUGAUAAAGUAAGAUAGCAAUUUGACAUAAAAUAUAACGUAAAUAUCUAACAAAUAAAGGUCGCUGAUUACCGACAAAUUCAUCUGCCAGACAUUUAUCUAUCCUGUAAGACCAAAAGUUUGGUUUAUCUGGUAGAUAAGUUCAUAAUAAGCUACCAACCCAGUACUUUUUAAGGAAUCGGUGAAACUAGCUAUAAGCUUGACAGAAAAUUUUAACCGACUUCAAAAAAGGAGGAAGUUCUCAAUUCGAGUGUAUGUUUUUUUUUUGUAAGUUACCGCAGAACUCCGUCAAUUACGAACCGAUUUCCAAUUUUUUUUUGUUCGAUAGGGUAUACUCCCGAGGUGAUCCCAUUGUCACCAAGUCAGGGUCUGAUGAAGGGAUCCUAAGGAAAUCGAGGGCAAUCCUCAAAUUUUAUCGGCACGUACCUUUAUCGUGUUUGGAGUAAAAAGAUUCUGAGGGUUUUAUGGAAUUAUAAAUGAAUGCAUAAAAGAUAUAGAUAGAAAUAGUACCUGCUAGAACAUACAUUGUAAUUUUUAUUAAUUUUAAUACAAAUAAAGUGCCAUUAC
Ostrinia furnacalis (Asian corn borer) is the source of this 1739-nucleotide messenger RNA. RefSeq lists its product as uncharacterized. Gene Ontology annotation, molecular function: chitin binding. The transcript has 6 exons. The record is from RefSeq and is a predicted model, not a curated record. Bases 150 to 1139 code for a protein of 329 amino acids. Lineage: Eukaryota; Metazoa; Arthropoda; Insecta; Lepidoptera; Crambidae. Gene Ontology annotation, cellular component: extracellular region.